CCCUCACUUACUUCCGGUCUGUCACACUGCGCGCGUACCCGCUUCUACAGUGAAAGCCGAGCUGAUCCUCGGGUAGGCGCACGUGCCCUCUCCCUCCCCAGCUUAGACGGGUACGCGCAGAGCUGUGUGCUCGUGCACAGGGCUCUCCUAUCUCCCGGUGAUUGUUGGGUGCCUGGCGGGCUGUAUCCCAGACACUGAGUUCUGCUCAGCCUGGUACCAUCUGCAGGUAAACUCAUGGGUUUGUAGGACAGUCUGUCACCCCUGGGCUCUGCACUGUGUCACUAAUUGGCUGCUGAGAUGGGGCUGUACAGUGUGCAUUUCCAGAAGCACUGUGGUUUCCUGGACACAUGUCUGGUAGUGAUAAAGAUGGACAGCUCAGGAAAGAUGCUGCCAUGCAAUAUGGGGAGAAAUCAAGGCAGUCAUUGAGGAAUCAUGCAGCAUAUGAAUGCCACAUACUGCAAGAACAAAAUUUUCACUUGCAUUAUGUAUCCUUGAAAACAUGGUGGUUCUUGCAAACCUAUCUAUAAAAGUGUCAGACCACCCCAUUUUCAAUUAAUUACAUGGUGCUUAUUCAGUGAUUGGCUUGUGUAGACUAGUAAUUCAUAUGCAUGGUACUAUAACUGUGUGUGUAUAUAGAAAGUGACUGUGAAGAAUUUUAAGUGGCUCUGUCACAUCACAGUUACCUUUCCAUAAUCAAUUAUUCUUCUCUUGUCUCUCCUGUCUCUUAAUACAUUUUUAUUUUCUGUUCUAUUUUUCUUCAAAUACAAAAGUAGGGACCAGUGUUAAUUUUGUCAGCAAAUUUCAAUUUAGUUUUAGUCAUAGUCUUUUGACUAAAAAGCUGUUUGUAGCUGAGUAGAAGUAUUUACUGGCAGACUCAAUCAGCAUUCAAGAGAAGCGUAGCUCAGCAAUUCCCAUUCCAAUUUUCCAACAACCGGACAAUACACAGCUUUGGGAGUCAACUGGUUUUUAUUGAGCCACAGCUGGCUUUUAUACGAUUCCCCAUGCAACGGGUUUCUUUAAUUACAUUCCAAGGGUUUUCCCCUGGUGGACCUUGUUGGGGACAGGGAACAAUGACACAUUUCCCAGGCUCCUUUUCUAUACUUGGAAGAUAAUUGCAUAAGGACAAUUCUUUAAUUAGAUUAUCUCCCAAGUACAGAAAAUUAAACAAUAUUUUAAAACAUCAUAACUGCCAUAAUAUUAAUCAGAACUCCACGAAUACACUUUACCGAAUAGCCGGGAUUUGGAAGCCCAAUCUGUCGAAAUACCGCUCAGAUCCGUUUGGUAAAACAGGAAUGCCAUUCGAGUAAAGUUUCGACCGGUCAACCACGAGGUGAAGCCCCAAAACAGUUCCAUGAGGUGGAAUGCUUUGACCAGUCUUCUUUCAAGAGUUUUCACUAUUAAAAUAACAAAUCAAAAUGUUCAUGAAUUGGGUAGUUGUGUGCCUGAUGUUCAUUCGUUCAAUUCAGUCGAAUGCCGCUCUUUCUAGACGAAGGGAAAUGAACAUACGAACAGGAUGGAAGUACAGCGGUGUUCGUGCGGUCGAGUGUCCGAUUAUAGUUCCAUGCACUCGACAACCAAACACCGCUGUGCGUUAGUGAGCAAAGAUGGCCGCCACCACGUGUUCAGUCAUACAAACGGCGGCCACCCAUCUGACCAUUUAGAACCUUGCGGUUUUCUGAUGUUACAAUAGCUAAUUGGAGGCACACGACUCCCUUGGGUGGUUUCCUCAUUCGGUGGUUGGUUCGACUGACGAACAAUAUGUCCAUAUUCUGUUCGGGAACCUCAAAUAGUCGAACCAACUCUUUCAUACAAAUAAGUGGCUAGUUUUGCCACACUGUUUUAGUCGUAUUUUAGCCAUCUGAAUUGUUUAUUUUUAAUCUAGUUUUAAUCGACUAAAUCUCCAGUAGACUUUAGUUGACUAAAUCUGCUAGAGAUAUUAGUCAACAUGACUAAAAUAUAAUAGGUUUAGUUAAAGUCUUGAUCUGUCUCUUUUGCUCCUUCCCCAUCUCCUCUGUGUCUCUUUGUGUCCUCCUAGCCCCUCUUGGUGUCUCUCUCCCAAGCCCUGGUCUUUCUCUUUUGCCCCUUCCACAUAACCUCUGUGCAGUGUUAAUUUUGUUGGCAAAUUUAGCUUUAGUCUUUUGACUAAAAUGCCAUUUUAGUUUUAGUCGUAUUUUAGUCAUCUGAAUUGUUUGUCGACUAAAUCUCCAAACUUUUAGUCAACAAAAUUAACACUGGUACAGACUACUUUGUCCUAUGUAUUGUUCCUCUGCUUGGCAAAACUUGACAAAGGGUGAAUUUUGCCAGAAUUCUUACCUGCCUGAUGCUUCGCCUGGUGUCAUAUCUCGCAAAUCUCCCAUGAUCAUUGGAAAAGAGUGAGCAGUGGGCAUGCAGGAGAUCGGGAGUACACUGAAGAGGAAGCAAAGAUGCAAUGCCACUGUCAGGUUGAGGAAGAUUGUAACGACUGGGAAGAAGAUUGGCAGAGCCCAUGAAAGAGCAGCUUUAACCCCUUGAACCCAAAAGGCAGCAGUUGCCCAGAGCACCAGCCUUGCAAAGACUUCUCAUUGAGCUGCAUUGGGAAGUCUGUGAUUAGACAGCCACAUACAUUCUGGCGGGCUUAGAAGAGGAGGGCUUGCAAAGGCUGCAGACAAUAGAACAGCAGUUUUUAGAUAUAACUCCAAUGAAAAAAUGCAUAAUUAAAUGCAUGUAAGAUUUCUUUUGGGGUAUAUCUACUAAACAGUGAUUUAAAAAAAACCAUGUAUUUUGUAUUUGGGCAGUAGAGUGUCUCUUUAAAUAGAAUGACUGCCCAUGCAGUUAAAAUAACCCGACUUGCCUUUUGUGUAUAAGCAAACACUCGGUUAAAAUUUAAAUAACAGAAUGCCUUUGACUGCCGUUCUGUAUUUAUUGAAUAGAGUGAAUAGACCAUAUAGUGUUUUUAUUUGUCCACCCCAAAAAAAACCAUUUUAGAUGCACGUGACUGUCCUGUCAUUAAUAUCAAGUAUUUCAUGGAUGUCUUCUACAUGUUAUGUAAACUAUCCAAAAUAAAUAAAAAUAUAUAUUUUUUAAAUUAAAUUUUCUAGAGAACAUGAAUACGAUACUCCACUGUUUGCAUCUAUUUCCUUCCCAUCUUUUAUUUAUUUAUUUUAAAGUUCUCCUUUGAAACAAUUUGCUACUGGGAUGGUCACUUCAGUGCUCUAGGGUUGGUAGAAGUACAAGUCUCAUAAUUUGUCAGUCCUGAGACUUGCAAAGUAUCAUGGGAGUUAUUGCUGUCACAUCUAAUAGUCUACCUCUUGACUACCCUUGUUGGAUACUUAGGCUUAUUCUGUUUUCAAAUUCAAUGUGCUUAUUUAAAAUACUGUCCAAUUCUUACCCUGUUUGCAUCUUUGUCUCCUAGAAGCUGGUUAUUUUGAAUGUUCAAUCACACAAUAUGAGCUUCCUGCUGCCCAAAUUGAGCUAUAAAGCUGAUGUGGAUAAAGCAAUAAAAACGACAGCUGAAAAGGUCUUAGUCCUUCGAUUUGGAAGAGAUGAUGACCCCAUCUGUAUGCAGCUUGAUGACAUUGUAAAUAAGUUACCAAGAGGUUUUAUAAAAAUAAAGUCGCUUGCAUCAUCAUUUGGAUAUAAAAUAUAUCUAUCUUUUUUUUUUCCUUCAGCUUUCAAAGACAUCACAUGACCUUAGUAAAAUGGCGAAUAUUUAUCUUGUGGAUGUGGAAAAAGUGCCAGUCUACACCCAAUACUUUGAUAUCAGCUUCAUUCCUUCUACUGUAUUCUUCUUUAAUGGGCAACAUAUGAAAGUGGAUUAUGGGUAAUCAUUUUUUAGAUGUGCAAUGUGUGCUAUUUUCCUAUUUUUUUUUUUUUUUUAGCUAUGUCCACAUGUCCUGGAGAGCGCAUACAUUGUUACACAUAAUAUGAGACAUAUACUGCACUAUAAUAGAUACACAGUUUAUCAUACAAAAGACAUGCACAACAGAAUUAUAAAUUAACCAUGAGUGCAGUUGCUUUUUGAUUGAUGGUAAGUAGAUGCAAAUUUACUUAGUGUACUCUCUGGUAGAUUAUUCCACACAUUUGGCACGGAGUAGGAGGAAGCAACACAACCAACAUCCUUUUUUAAAAGGAAAAUGAAAAGUAAGGAGCAGGAGUUAGCAUAUUACACUGAUAGAGUGGGAGUUUUCCAGAAAGGUGAAGAGUAAGUCUAGAUUCUAGAAUUGGCAAUUUAAAUGGGUACUGUAGUUACAUUAGAGAACAACAUACUUUUAAUUAUACAACAUGUUGGGUUUGGUGAGUUGUCUUUACAGUGCAGGUGAAUGCACUACACCCCAUAGUCUAUGACUGACGUUAAAGCAGGGCUUGACAAAUUUGUUUGGAAUCUAGGAGCCAGCAAAAAAAGUUAGGAGCCAUUUUCUUUAAGGGACACUAUAGUCACUAAAACCACUACAGAUUAAUGUAGUUGUUCUGGUGCCCAUAGCCUGUCUCUGUAACCUUUUCAAUGUAAACGCUGCCUUUUCAGAGAAAAGACAGUGCUUACAUUGCUGCCUACUAAGAUCUCUAGUGACAGUCACUCAGACAGCCACUAGAGUCCUGUGUCAGUGCUCUACAUGGAGGCGCUGAAUGUUACCCAUAGAGAACAUACGUAAUAUCCUCCCAAUGCUUUCCUAUGGGAAAUCAUUAUCUUAGCUGAGAUCAUUAAGAUCUCGGCUAUGGAGGCGAGACAAGCAACAGCGAAACCAGAACGGCGUGGGGAAAAAAGGGUCCGGGGACGGAAAUACGUCAUAUUCUGGCUCCCGCCAUCAGUACACAACACGAGGGAGCAGAGAGGAGCUGCAGGAAGACUGUUCUCUCGCGCGCUGGCCCAGCCUGUCGCCUCCACACCUCUGUUUUUCCCUCUAUCCGAGUCCCAGCAAGGGUGUGAUGCUCUGUGGUGGUUUGAUGAAGUGCUUACUGCUCCUGUGAAGCCACGCCCAUUGCUAUUUAUUGUCUGAGAGUAUCAAUUUUGUGCAAUGAAAUUUGCACAGGACUUAUAUUCUGGGCUGGCUAGUGACAUCCCAAUGAAGGUACCAGAGCUGGACUUACCUCACUGGCAGCUAAGGGGUUAAACUUCAUAUGUUCAGAGUUUCAAAAUGAAACACUGCACAUACAGUCUUCAGGCACCAUGACCACUUCAAAUCACUAAAGAGGCCAUGGUGUUUGGAAUAAUACUUUAAAAUAUUAUGCAUAAUCCCCAUUUUUUCAAAUUUCAACGAUUGAGUGGCAUUAUUGUUCUGCCAAGAUCAUGGCAACAGAGUUAUUCACUAAACCAGGAAUCCUGGAGAACUGGAAAGAAAAUUGCAAACUGUAUGUCAAAAUACCAGAGUUUGGAGAAUGUUCCAAAUUCUUAUACUUUUGCCUAAAAUUUCCAAUGUCAUUGUUAUUUCUGCAUGUGUCCAAUUUAAUAAUACAUUUGUGACAUACCAGCAAAAAGUUAAGUUUGUGAAAUUAUCUUUCUUUGGGGAGGAUAGUGUAUGCAAUGGUUGAUGUUAGAGGAACACUUGUUAGGAAUACAUGCAGUCUGGAUAUGCCUACUUAGUUUUAGGCUCACCAAACGGUGCCCAAGAUUCCAAUUCUUCUGAUAAUUAAAAUAAAAAGUUUUGGGGUGAGAGAGGGGGUUAAGACUUAAAUGGGUAACACUGAAGGCACCAUGUGUACAGUACCUACAGUUUUCCUUUAAUAUUGCAUAUCUGCUGCUGCCUACAUAUGCCUGAUCUAGGUUACAAUUAUUAUUAUUAUUGCAAGUCUCUCACCAUUUACCACCCAUAUUCUGGAGAUGUUUAAAGGAAUUUUGUAUUAUUUGUGCACUAUAACCUACCAAUAAUAGUUAGAAGCAUGUCAUACUUCUCAAAUAUAUUGCUGUCAGGUAUUUGUUUGUCUCUUAUUUUCUCAGAUUUUAUAUGCAUUCUAACAAAUUUAUAAUCAAUGCAUUAUUUCAACAGUUCUCCUGAUCACACAAAGUUUGUUGGCAGCUUCAAGACAAAGCAGGACUUUAUAGAUCUGAUAGAAGUAAUCUUCAGAGGAGCAAUGCGUGGGAAACUAAUUGUGAAAAGUCCAAUAGACCCCAAGGAUAUUCCUAAAUAUGAUCUUUUGUACCAGGGAGUUUAGAAGACACAAGAUGAAUGAUGAAUAUUGACCUAACAUGAGAGAAGAUUAGUACCGCUAUAGUUACAUCGAGAGUGCAUACCAACCUGAUAAUCAACGAAGGUCCAGAAUAUCUUCUGUCUAAUGGAUACAGAUUGGAAUGCUUGACACCCUUUACUCAUUGCUGUACAACUGUAUCUCUGAACUGAACUAUUAGUUAUAAGGAUUUGUCAUGGCAUAUAGCUUGUUAAACAGUCUGAUUACAUAGAUUAUGUACUUAUAAACUCAGGAGUGUUUGACUUGUAUAUCAGAUUGUAUCUAUUUUUUAUGUUGGUUACAAUACUGCAUAAAAAAAAGAGUAAUUUGUUUAAAACAAAAGCAUAUUUUCAUCAACUUUGAAUGGUUAACUUGCCCCAUGUUGCACAAACACAUUACAAACAAGAUUGUUUUAUCUCAAGUUUGUUAAUCAAUGUUAUACCCCUACUUUUCAUAUGUUUCUACCAUGGACUAAAGUGUGAUUAUGGCACAGAUACAUUAUGCCCUUUAUACUGGUGGUCAUCUCCCUUUAUGGUUGAUGGAAUACAUUGAAUGCACAUGCCAGACCAAAUGUGAUCUGUUCACUCGGUUGCUCUGUUCUACCAAUGGUUUAUGUCCACUUCAGACAUUUCUGGGAGUUGUGUAAUGCUAACUCUAACUCACAGAAACCUGUGUAAUGAUUAUAUGUAUUUUUGGAGCAAAAAAAAGAAAACAUUGCACAAAAAAAAUAAAAUAAUGAAAUGGUCUGGGUGCAAUGUCUCAUGUCCCUUAACCCUAUUGUGGUUAUUAUUGUAGUUUCUGAUAAACUGAAAUAAUUACCUCUGAGGGUUAACUCCACCUCCAGUGGCUGUCUACUAGGCAGCCACUAGAGGGACUUCUUGAAUUGAAACGGACCAUUGGUCCGAUAUCUAACGUUGGACGUUCUCACACUCUGCAUGAGGACUUCCAGUGUCAGGUAUUUCCCCAUAGGAAAGCAUUGAAUAAGUUACGAGGGUGGCAGUGUUCCUUUAAAACUGACAAAACUAAAGUGGCAAAUGCCAAUUACAUCCUCAUUUUACUAAUCCCAGGAGUUGUAAUUGGAAUCUUGAAUGGUCUCUGUAACAUUUUGUUUGAAACAUAAUCUACCUAUGGAUAUGUAAAGCCCUGAUUUAUAUGUUCAGAUAGAAUCUUAUCAAUAUGAUUUACCAGAUAAAAAGUGCAACUUAAGUGCCAGUUAUAAGACAUGAUUUAUUAAUUCAUAAGAAAGAAAAUAAAGUCAACUGUGCUGAAGUUAAAGGGACACUCUAAGCACCAAAAUAACUUGUAUAACAUAACUUAAUGAAGCGGUUUUUGGAUAUUGAUCAUACUCCAAAAGUCUCACCACUCAAUUCUCUGCCAUUAGGAAUAAAAUCACUUUGUUUAUGCAGCCCUGGCCACACCUACACUUUUUGUAAUUUAGUAAAUCCCUGCACACUUCCUGAAAAAAAGCUCAAAUUAUUUCACGUCCCUUAUUGCACUGUGGGUUUAAUUUAGAAUUUCCACUGCCCAUAAAGAUGCUGACAUUUGGUUAAUGAAUGGGACAAGGAAGCUAUAAAAUGAAUCUCACUGAGAAAGUGAAUGAUAUUCUGUAUGAAUGUAAUCUGAAAUAUUAAGAAAUACAAUAAGAAAAUAAAACUAGUUUUGUCUGUAUGUACGUAAAAGGAAAUUGAAUUGCCUUUUUAUUUAUGUUUUCAUUGUAGUGCACACAAAGUUCUAGACAUUUUGUGAAUAAUGCAUAACACAUACAAUGUGUAUUUUCUACUAUCAGUAUAUUUUUGGAAUUUUUUUAAGUUCUUGUAUGAAUUCAUAGCCCCUUUGACUCUAUUGAUUUUUAUAAAUAAACUGUUUAAAUUGAUUGUCUUUUCUUUGAAGCACUUCGAGUUAACAUUGUUCUUGAUGGGAAGGUUACACUUCUUCGACUUUUUGAGGAUCGGCCAAGAAAUCUGAAAACGGACUGGAGUGCAUUAUAGGGUGCUAGGUCGUGGUUUUCUGUUCCAGCUGAUACUUUGUGACAAUCAAAUUUUCUUAAAGUGCCUAUAGGUCUGUCUAGAGGUUUGAAACUAACAACCCAGCUUCUGCAGUUUGUACGCAUCCAAUUCAUUACUUUAGGGUCUGUUCUUGCUUGAUGCUCAGUAUGGUGGCUGGAGUCUAUGAAUGCUACCGCACUUACUUUGCUCAUCACCUCUACACUUUUCUUGCACAAGAGAUCAAGAAAAACCAACCCACCAUAUCCAUGUGCAAUAAAAGCUACAUUAGUAGCAGCACUUUUUGAAAUGAAAUGGUCCCAGACAUAGCUAGUGUGCUCCUCUGGAGAGCUACAUCCUCUUUUUGGAAUGAAAGCCUUCUUGUGAACAUGAGAUGUAUGUAAAUCACAGAAUUCAGAUUCUUCUUCCUUUUUCACAAUUAUCUGGGUUUCUUCUUUCAUCUCUAAAAAGUUGUCAUUGGGAUUCAAUACUAUCACAGACAUGUGGUCCCUUAUGGCAGUCUUAAUAUAUGGAAUUUGUGUACCUUUUUCUAAAGAGUGAUGGAAUAUUGCUUUUUGCCCCCACUGACCAGCACGAAUUACCCCUUUGUCUUGAAGAAGAACAAGUAGACUUGUCUGCAUACUUAAUAAUUCUUUACUCAUGAAAAAGAAUGACUUUGGUUCGUCAUCACUGGCAUCAGUUGGAAUUUGAAUGCUUUGUAGGUCGCACUCUUUCUCCAGAAGUUCAUACACAUGAAGAGUAAUCAUAUCUCCAAGAAUCUUAUACCGUUUGUGGUUUCGGUCAUAUCCAUUUUUGUAGAAGUUGUAUAGAAAGGGUUUCUUGGUAAUCAUAUGCCUGAGCUCUCCUUGUUCAUUGAAAUAGUACUGCAAGUCUUCUAAACUUUCGGAGAUACCAAGACUUUCUCUGAAUCUCAACAAUCCUUCCAUUGUAACUGAGUAAGAAGAAAACCAACUCUUAGUGAAAGAAGUAACAGUACAAAC
Molecule: messenger RNA, 9121 nt
Organism: Pelobates cultripes (western spadefoot toad)
Lineage: Eukaryota; Metazoa; Chordata; Amphibia; Anura; Pelobatidae
Source: the annotation of a GenBank genome assembly